GUUGUGCUCCUACCCUAAGGAUAUACAGCAGCAUCAGGGGCUCACUGGUGCUGAAGAGAUUGAUAAUUUUUUUUCCCUCUUGGAUGCUGGUUUGACUUUGCAAGAUGGACAUACGUGUAGCGUGCAUCCUCCUCUUUAUGGUGGCCUCCACGGCAGCCCAUGGUAAGGGCUAUGUGGUGAAGAAGUUGGUGAAGGCCCCCCAGUACCAGCCAUACUCUGUGAAGAGCCAAGCAGGUGAGCCAGGUCCACCCGGUGAACCCGGCCCUGAGGGACCUUCUGGCCCACCUGGCCCCCGAGGUGAGAGUAUUGAAGGUGCACCCGGACCACAAGGACCCCCUGGACCUCCCGGAGCACCUGGCCGCUCCAUUGCAGGCAAAAAUGGAUCUCCUGGUGGACCUGGAAAACCCGGCAGCCACGGAGCACCUGGUGAGAAGGGAGACACUGGAGCCCAUGGCCUUCAGGGACCUAGGGGAGCCCCUGGAUCUUCUGGAAGCCCUGGACCCGCUGGACUCUCUGCAACUGGCAGGCCUGGACCUUCAGGUCUGCCUGGAGCAAUGGGACCUAGAGGAGAGCCUGGUCUGAAAGGACACCCAGGUAUCCCUGGACUUCCAGGUUCUAAGGGUGAUAGAGGGGUGGGAGCUCCUGGACCUCAGGGUGAGACAGGACCUGAAGGGGCCAUGGGCUCAACUGGAGCACCAGGUGAGCCUGGAGUAGGAAGGCCAGGUAAACAAGGUAUGCCCGGUGAGGCAGGAAAGUCAGGUAGCCCAGGUAGAGAUGGUGCCACAGGUCCCACGGGACCAAUGGGACCCAAGGGACAUACUGGUGCCCCAGGUGUAGGUGUUCCAGGUAAAUCAGGUGAUAAUGGCGCCCCAGGUAUGCCUGGCCCAGUUGGCCCUAAAGGUCACAUGGGACCAGCCGGAGCCACUGGUGCCCCUGGAGUCCCCGGAUAUGGAAAGCCAGGUGCAAAUGGAGAGAAGGGUGAGAUGGGAGCUACAGGUGCCACAGGUGCCACAGGGGCAAAGGGUGAGCAAGGUCCAACAGGAUAUACUGGUGCUACAGGUGCAACUGGCUCCACUGGUCCUGCUGGAGCUCAGGGUCCAAGAGGUUUCCAAGGUGAAUCUGGCCCUGUAGGUGCUAAAGGUGACACAGGUGCAACCGGAGCUCCGGGACCUAGUGGAAACAAGGGAGAUCAGGGAGCACAGGGUUUCGCAGGCAAGCAGGGUUAUCCAGGUGCAGCUGGUCCUCCCGGACCCAGAGGAGCUACUGGACCCCAAGGUGACAAAGGUCAUGGAGGUCUUCCAGGUACCCCAGGUGCCCCAGGUAUCCCAGGCCCUGCUGGACCCAAGGGUCAUACUGGUCGUGUUGGUGAGACUGGUGCCUCUGGUUCUGAUGGUUCCCCAGGUUCCAGAGGACCUGCUGGGCCUCAAGGUCCUUCUGGUGCUCCUGGUCUUAAGGGACACCCAGGUCUUCCUGGCCCUUCUGGCCCAGCUGGUUUGGCAGCUAAGGGUCCCCCAGGGCCUCAGGGUCCCCCUGGUGUGUCUGGUGAGCCUGGUAGUGAUGGAGCAGUUGGCCCAGCUGGUCCUCCUGGUCCCCCUGGUCCUCCUGGUGAGGUUAUGUUUGAGAAGGGGAAGGGGAUGGGAAUGGAAAUGGCUGAGGUUAUGGUCAAGUCUCCCAUGUCUGCUUUCACUGCAUCUCUGGCCACCCCCUACCCUGCUGCUGGCAGCCCCAUUAAGUUUGAUCAGAUCGUGUACAAUGCUGAGAAUCACUAUGACCCCGAGUCCGGCAUCUUCACUUGCCAGAUUCCUGGAGUUUACUACUUCUCCUACAGCAUCCAUGUUAAUGGAGCACAUGCCCUGGUGGCUCUGUACAAGAAUGGCCAGCCUGUUAUGUUCACUUAUGAUGAGUACAACAAGGGCUUCCUGGACCAGAUGUCCGGUAGCGCUGUUCUCUUGCUCGAUGAGCAGGACACCGUCUACGUCCAGAUCCCCGACGAUGAGGCCAAUGGCGUCUUUGCAGCUGAGAAUGUCCACUGCUCUUUCUCUGGGUUCCUCAUUGCUUCAACGUGAUACGUUGAUAGUGAACGUCCCAAAAGCCAACCAACUAAAUUUGCCAUCUAUUUCUCAAACUAAAGUAAACUCCCUGUUAAUUUUUUCCUCAACCAAGCAGACAGGCAGUUCACCCUUAUUUGAGGAAUAGUAGCAUUGCGACUUGAAACUACAAGAAAUAGGUGCUUAGAAGAAGGAAAACUAAUUUAUGAAACAGGUGAUCAGGGAUGGGGGAAGCAAUCCACAAAGUUACCAGUGAGCUUUUGUAAAGGAGACAGCAUGUGAAAUGAGGUGUUAUGUCUGUUGUGUCCUGACUUUUUUUCCACUCUGUUUCUUUUAUACUGAAUUCAACUGGUGAUUCUUAAUUGUUUGUCUGUUUUUUUUUUUGUUUUUGUACCAGCUUGUUUUUGUUUGGGUGACCAAUAAUCGUAUUAAAAGUACACAAAUACUUUCUGUGCAACAUGUUGUAACUGUUAAUCCUUGUAUGUGACUUGAAUAUUGUGAAAUUGUAAUGGUCAAAUUGACCAUUAAAAUGAAAUCAGUCACCAAAAUACUGUCAUGCAAACACAAACGACCAACAACAUGGUUAUAUUCCCGAACAUGCAUUAUGUCGUGUAAAGCAUAAUGACCGAAAUAAAGGUUUCUAAACU
Labrus bergylta (ballan wrasse) is the source of this 2695-nucleotide messenger RNA. It is a transcript of the gene col10a1a, whose product is annotated as collagen, type X, alpha 1a. The record is from RefSeq and is a predicted model, not a curated record. Gene Ontology annotation, molecular function: protein binding. NCBI's taxonomy places the organism in Eukaryota, Metazoa, Chordata, Actinopteri, Labriformes, Labridae.